Molecule: messenger RNA, 981 nt
Organism: Zingiber officinale
Lineage: Eukaryota; Viridiplantae; Streptophyta; Magnoliopsida; Zingiberales; Zingiberaceae
Product: cysteine-rich repeat secretory protein 55-like
Exons: 1
Coding region: 1-981 (326 amino acids)
Source: RefSeq, a predicted model, not a curated record
AUGCAGCAAAGUACAGGGAAUCCUCAAGGCUGCCCACAUGAUCCAUCUCUCCCGAAUCAGCUUCACAAAUCUCCAUUGACUAAGAGGAAUCUGUCGAUGGCCGUCGAAGCUGAGCGAGCAGCCAAUGAUCAGUAUAAAACAGGGGCGAUGGCAGCCAUGGAGCUUGCACAUCCAGUUAAUUCAAUUUCAAUGGCGUUAGCUUGCUUGUUCGUUUUCGUCUCCCUCUUCUUCUCCUGCUCCUCCUCCGCCAGCACCUACCUUGGCCACCACUGCAGCCACCGGCGCCGCCCCCACCGACAGCCGUCCGCCAACGUCAGCUUCGCUCUCGAUGACCUCGUCGCCAAGGCCUCCGCCGGCGGCUUCGCCACCGGAAGCUACUGCAACGGCUCCGGCGGCGGCGACGCCGUCUACGGCCUCGCGCAAUGCCGCGGGGACGUCGGGUGGGAGGACUGCGCGACUUGCCUGUUGGACGCGGCGGGGGUGCUGCGCGCCCACUGCGCCGACCUCGCCGACGCCAUGGUCGGGUUCGACUACUGCGUCAUGCGCUUCGACGACCGAGACUUCAUCGGCGAGGGCGACACCCAACUGUACGUGCUGUACCCGAACCCGCAGUUCGCGGAGGAGCCGGAGCCGUUCGACAGGGCGGUGGGGGAGGUGAUGCGUGGGGUGAGAGCGCAGGCGGCGGCGCCUGGGAGUGGGGAACUGGGGAGGGGGAAGGUGGAUGUGGGGGCGAAGACGGGGAAAGACGAAGAGGUGGAGGUGUACGGGCUGGCGCAGUGCACGCGAGACCUCCAGCCGCUGACGUGCGCUCGGUGCCUGGCGGCGGCGGAGGAGAAGCUCCGGGAAGGGUGCCGCUACAGGAAGGGGUGCCAGGUGGUGUUAGGGAGCUGCAUUGCGAGGUACGAGACGUACCCGUUCUUCUUCCCGCUGACCGGCGACGAAGCUGCUCGAGAAUAUUCCAAGGCCAUGAUGCAUCCAUGA